Molecule: messenger RNA, 5323 nt
Organism: Chelmon rostratus (copperband butterflyfish)
Lineage: Eukaryota; Metazoa; Chordata; Actinopteri; Chaetodontiformes; Chaetodontidae
Product: adhesion G protein-coupled receptor F5-like
Exons: 22
Coding region: 20-3994 (1324 amino acids)
Biological process (GO): cell surface receptor signaling pathway; G protein-coupled receptor signaling pathway
Cellular component (GO): membrane
Molecular function (GO): G protein-coupled receptor activity
Source: RefSeq, a predicted model, not a curated record
GGAAGUUGACUGAUGCCUCAUGUGUUUAUUAACUGCUCUAUGUAUUUGCAGAGGUACAGUGAGACGAUCGUCCCUUCCUGACAAGAGCCCUUAUGGAAGACAGACGACAGUGAGAGUCGGGAUGGCGUUGCUUAAGGCAGUAGGAUACACGGUUGUCAUCCUGGUUAUAUACUGCAGUCUGGAGAAUCAAGGGCACAGCCAGCCUCUGAAUGUAUUCUUUGAGGAACUGAUGGGUACAGAAGCAUCACACAUUCAUCCCAGAGAAAAAAGAGCGGCUACCUUUAAUUCCUCUGAAUAUGAACUCCAAGCUGUCAUAAACAUCUCUGACCUGGAGCGUCUCCAACAGCUUCUGAGCACAUACACCUUCCCGUUAAUGAUCAGCAGUGAGGCUGAAAUCAUAAGCGUCGAUACCACAACAGUGUGUUCAUCAAAUAUGACUGGAUACCAGUGCAGAUGUGAGCAGAACUUUAAAUGGUCUUAUAACACCUGCAUUAGCGAUGGAGCCUGUGAUGCCAUCAUUGCUGACACAUGUGGAUGCAUUAACGCCCUGCCGUCUGAUGGCCAGUACUGCCAGCCAAACACCAGUCGAACAGAACCGGUGGACAUUGAUAUAGUCCUUGACUUGCGCAUCCCAGUCUUCAGUGUGCCGUCAAAUUUCAUUCAUCUAUUCAGGGAAGCUCUGGCAGGUUUACCACUCCCGCAAGCCAUCACCGAGUCUGUAGAAGUUGUAAGCUUAAAUUUCACCACAGCGUGCUAUCCGAACUCUACUGGAGGACUUCACUGUCCGUGUGAGGAGCAGUUUGCGUGGUCGUGUGAUAAGUGUGACAUCUACGGUGCAUGCAGUAAUGGCCCUGGACAAACCUGCAAAUGCAUAAAUGGACUUCCUCCUGAUGGACAGUUCUGUGAACCACUCACUAGUAUCAGUCAAUGUCCUACCCCAACUCCUGAGAUGCCGACGACAACACCAAUGUCAACACCAACAACGACAAUGACAACACCAAUGACCUCUACGACGGCCAUGACAACACCAACAACAACAAUGACAACACCAACAACGACAAUGACAACACCAACAACGACAAUGACAACACCAACAAGGACUAUGACAACACCAACAACGACAAUCACAACACCAACAACGACAAUCACAACACCAAUGACCUCAACAACGGCCAUGACAACGACACCACCGCCACCACCAACAGAAAGCCGCUUGUCCUUUUCCAUGGACCUAGAAUAUAAUCCUUCAUAUAAUGAGCCAACCAGCGACGUUUACCAAAACGUUAAUAAUACUAUUCAAAGCCAAUGUAAGAAGCACAUCUCCACUCUAAAAGCAGCAAAGAUAGCUGAGUUUCGGAGUGGAAGCACCAUCUGUGACUAUACAAUAACAGCAACUUCUGUUCAAGAAAUUGAAAUCGAAGCAGUAAAAGCGGGGAUAUUUACAGAGCUGAAAGAGAUAUACCCCGUGGUCUUUGACAGCCUAAUACCCCUAAAACCUGAACCAUCCAAAAUAUUUUUUGGGAAAAGGGUGACUGUGACGUGUGGCCCUCCACCAGAGGCUCUCAAUUUUAGUACCAACUGGAUUGCAGAGUGGAGACGUGAUGGCACAGUAAUACUUGCAGAUAGCGAACACAGCAUUUCAAAAAUGAGUGGAGCAUCGAUCUUAACUGUGUCCAGAUUUUUUAGCACCGACAAUGGAUAUUAUGAAUGCAAGCUGAAAGAAAGUGUGAACGGGAAACCAGUUUUCAGACAGACAUCCAGCGGAGAAUUCGUUCUCAGCGAGACACCCUUGAUCCAAGUGACACCAAUCAGACGAAAUGUCAAUUGUGAGGUUGAAAACGAAGUGUCACUGCAGUGUUCUGUCAACAGUCCUUAUAGAGUUAUGUUUAAAAACAUAACUACUGCAGACACCGGUAAUAAGAUCUCCCAUCAGUUUUCAAUCACUGACUGUGAAAACCUGGAAAAGAGGUUCACUUGUCAGGAGGAGAGCUUUCCAGAAUUUAGCAAAGUAAUAACACUGGUGUUAUCCACAAAGGCAUUUCUGUGUAUCAAUGACCCGGUCUUUGGUAAUGGAAUUCUAAAUGACAAGGCUGUAGCUCCCUGUGAGCCGAACAAGGUGGGGGAAAAGACAGCAGUUUGUAUGGAAAAUGGUAAAUGGGAAGAUCAACAAGACAACUGCGUCCUACAACCGGUUCAGGAGCUGCUCGAUCAGUCUGAGUCCUUGAAUAACAAUUCAUUGCCAGGAUUCUUGGACCAACUCAGCAAUGUCACUGUCAACUACACUACGGAAGUGGUUGAAUCUCCUGCAACCAUUAAAGCCAUUGUUCUUAUACUUAAUAAUGUAGCCCUUGCAUCAUCAUCAUUGUCUAUACCAAUAACUAAAACAUCAAUGGAGGAUAUCCUAUUGACUGGAGGAGUUCUCACCAUAGAUGAGGCAAAGGAAUCAUGGAAUUUUCUGAAUACCAAUGAUACCAGAAACACAUCAGUAAGAGGAAGCAACAGCCCCAAAGCUGAAAGUCUCAGCUCAUUAUUACUGCUGUCUUUUGAGAACAUAACAAGUCGUCUUACCACCGACUCCUUUGACAUUGACACAACUCACAUUCUUUUGAACAAAACUACAUUCACAGACUCUUUCGAUGCUGACUUUAACUCCUCAGUGGAGAUAGACAUACCAGAGUCUGAUGGAGGAAAAAAGUCAAUCACUGUGAUAACAUUUGCCUCGAUGGAUAACAUACUCCCUCCAAGAGACAAAGACAAUUCAACCUCCUAUGUCAUCAAUGGGAGGGUCGUACUUGUUCAGUCCAGUGGCACCAUUGAUAAUGUUUCGUUCACAUUCGAUGUUAUAAACGAUACCCUUAAGGACCCACAGUGUGUCUUCUGGAACUUCAGCCUCUUCGACGGACUGGGGGGAUGGGAUGGCAAUGGCUGCGAGUUGGUGCACAACAUAAACGAAACCGUCAGCUGCAACUGCAACCACCUGACCUCGUUCUCCAUCCUGAUGUCACCCUUCAGCCCAGAUGACCCAGCGUUGGAUAUUAUAACCUACGUUGGAGUUGGCAUAUCCAUGGCUUCCUUGGUCAUAUGCCUCAUUAUUGAAGCUGUCAUAUGGAGAAAAAUAAGAAAGAACAAUACAUCCUACUUACGCCAUGUUUCCGUUGUUAACAUCGCCGUGUCUCUGUUGAUUGCAAACAUCUGGUUUAUUAUUGGGGCAGCCAUUUCAGAUGCAAAGGAGGAAAAUCCACCAGCGUGCACUGCAGCUACAUUCUUUAUCCAUUUUUUCUACCUGGCCCUGUUCUUCUGGAUGUUAGCCUCAGCUCUGCUGUUGUUCUACCGCACAGUCAGUGUCUUUGACGGGGGUUUGUCGAAAACAUCGAUGUUAGCUAUUGGAUUCUCUCUCGGCUACGGAGCCCCUCUCAUCAUCGCCAUCAUAACUAUAGCCGUAACCGCACCCAAUCAAGCGUACAUCCGAGGAACUGGAAUCUGCUGGCUCAACUGGAAUGAGUCCAAAGCCCUGCUGGCAUUUGUAAUCCCUGCACUGUUAAUAGUGGUGAUAAACCUUGUAAUCCUGCUUGUGGUGAUAUACAAAAUGUUGAGGAGAAGGGCAGUGGGAGACGCUGCACAAGCAGCAGAGAGGCACGUUCUAGUGGUCAUCGCUAGGAGUCUGGCUGUCCUCACGCCAUUUUUUGGAUUAACAUGGGGUCUGGGAGUUGGGACCAUGACCAGUCCCUACAACAGAGGAAUUCAUAUUUCAUUUGCAUUUUUCAAUUCAUUGCAGGGUUUCUUCAUAUUGCUGUUUGGAACGCUUUUAGACAGAAAGGUGCGGUCAGAAAUAGCAAUUAAGUCACAAACUUCCAGAAGUGGGACAAGGAGCACCAGUGCUGGAAACUCAUCAUCAAGUGGAUUUGACUUUUUCCGGAACUGGAGAAGAGGAAGAGAUGGUUACAAUAUUUCAUCCAGCUCCUCUGGUGCACCUCACUCCUCCGUGAACACGUGACGAUCUCUGCAGACAGCUCUUGCCAGUCCAAGUCCAACCAAGCAAACCAGCUGUUCUUUCUUCAUCGCAGCUAUAAAGUGUAACGGUUAGAUUUUAAAGUAUGGUGCAACAAUGCCACAGACUCAGGCUUGAUAUUUGGAAGGAAAACAAAGCAUAAUUACAAUCAUAUUUUGAAAGUAGUGUUUCGUCAUAGCACUGCUCGCAACAUUAUGUAACACGCAAAAGCAAAAAUGUCAUAUUUAUUAGUAUGUAUAGUAUGUAGAGAUAAAUGUUACAUCUGAUGUCUUCUAAAAGUGAAUACACUGUGAGAUAUUUGUGUGUGUGUGUGUGUGUGUGUGUGCUGGAAGUCACAUCAGAGACAUUAAAUUUACUUUCACCCAAGUAAAGCACAAAAAGAAAAAAAAGGUUUGUUUGGACAUUUUAAAGUAUUCAUCACAUUGUUUUCAAGCAACAAAAUGUCCACAAAGGAGAUGCAAAAUGGUUCUUGUUUUGGUUUACUUUGCCAAUCAAAUCAGUUAGACGAGGCCAGGCUGUCUUGCACACAUCAGUGAACUUGUUUACUCAAGGGGUGGCAUCACAAUGACAAAUUGACUUGGGCACUGGUAAUGCAAUUAGCCAGAGAAAAUACAAAUAUAUUAGUAUAAUGGUAGUACUAAUACAACAGUAAUUUAUUAAUAUAUAGUAUUAGAAACAUGUUUCUGUCAUAUGACAACUUUGGUAUCAAUGUUGUUUUCUAACAUUGUUUUGUGAGAGAUGUUCUGUUGGCACUUUAAGAGCAGGUAGCUGAAGUCCUCUGUGUGUGUUGGUUGUUUGGAUGUAAUUAUUGGUGCAAUCUGAGCCUGGACUACACUUCCAUGCCAAUAAAAAUGCAUGCUUUAGUUAAGACAAUGAACGACUCAGCAGAAGUGGUUAUAUGGUUACAGGAAACACUGAAGUGCUUUAGCUCGAUAGCAAAAUAAAUGUGAGACGUGAGCAUUUUAGGCUUCCAUACGCUGGUACCUCAGACUAGGAAAGGGGGCAUAAAGUCCAACCAAUCAGAACCAAUGAGACAAGUUAUCUAUGCUUCAGCUGAUAGCAGCAUGUCCACCUGGAUUUGGGCUACAUGAUUAAAAGAAAAUGAAUGUACUGCCCCCCUAAUCCUGCCAUGAAUGAUUUUUAAGGUUUUAUCGCAUUUAAAGUAAUAUGUGAGUCUGUUGUUUUUUAGUGUUUCGCGUCACUUGGACUUGUUUGUGUUCAGUCUUAGGCUGAGGUGGCUUUGACCUUUUACAAAUUUCUCUUUUCCAAAUGAAGGAUUUCAAGCUGUACUGUAAAUAAAAGUUUCCAAAAUUA